CUCGAAUUUCGAAACGGGAAAUUUUACGCAAGUCAAAUCAGAUUUUUGCUAAACUCGUGCGCAUGUUUACGUCACUUGGGGUCCUAUGCGAUAUUUUUGCAAAAACAAAACAAGAAUUCAUGUGUAAAAUUGAGUAAUUGAUUACACAGUGUGUCUGAGUGUGGCUUGGAUUGCGGUGAAAGUUUUCAAUUCUGUGUUCUCAACGUAACUUGGAUACUAGUUUGUGGUGUCAAUACUGGAUAUUGGAAACUGCACUACGUCAGAUGAGAUGACCGGGCGAGGUUAGCAGUGCCUUGCGUCAAAUAUGGGAAGCCAGAAGAUUUGCGACGUAAAACCCGACGCAGCGAUGGCGGAACAUAAGAAAUCCAUAAAGGAACUGCUCAAAAAACCCUUCCAAGCUCUCUUCCUGAAAGACAAGAAAGAAAAAGAGAAGAAGAAAAAUGUGGUAGAAAAGGCCCCAGUUAAGAUACAUGUCGACGAGAUUUUGGACAACUUUAAGAAGUUGGAAAUCGAUAAGAAAGAUGAGGAUUCGAACGACGAAGAGGACGAGCUCAAAAAUUUCGAAUACAAAAUUAUAAAAGACGAAAGAAGUAGUGCGAGAAUAGACUCUCAUUCCUCUGAGGACAGCGGUUUCGCUGACAAAUGUAGUGACUCGGAGGAGGAGGAGGACAAAAAAGAUGAUACACCAGAAACAGAACAGAAGAAAACUAAAAAGAAACAAACAGUAGUCUUGCACAGGGGCCCCGUUAAGCAUCGCGUCGCGGACUUCACACCACAAGUUCACCCUUAUGUACAUGAACAGAUAAGCCAAAUAAACAGACAGACCUUCUCGGGCGGCCAAGUUAUAGUCAACCAGAGCAUUCAACCACCAAUAGACGAGGUACUCAAAGGGGUAGACAUUAACGUGAGGAUGUUCGAACAGAAAUCCAACCAGGAGAAAGCAGAAGACUGGGACAUCGCCCAGGAGUUCCUCAACAUUCAGAGCUACCAGGAGGAACCCAGAAGCGACCCAAUACCCUUCGACAUAAAUCACUUCAUCAACGACACAAAAUAUAUCCCGAAACCGGAGUACCACGAUGGAAAGAACUCUGUGUUCCUCACUCCACCGAGGUCAGAGAACUCCCUAAGCCCGAUUUCGGACACCCACAAUACGUACUAUCCCACCACAGACUACACCAUGUCUCCAGACAUGAGCAUAGAAUACGAGAAGUACCAGGAGAUCACGCCACUCGAGGAGUUUCCUAGCUGCGUCACGGACUUCGAGAAGGUGGCGGAAACGAAGCCGGAACGCGCGUCCAUGACGAUGAAACAGUUCAAGGAUAUGCAGAAGGAGAUAGCGAGUGGGUUCGCCAAGAUGGAGUGCUGUCAGGAGAACAGGAAACCCUGCAACGAUGUCCUUAAAGAGCACAUACGUAAAUUGAAGAUCGAUGAGAGGAAGGACCUCUGCUUGAAGGUUGCGCAGAUGGAGAUGGAGCAUGUUCAUGGAGUGCUGCAGUACAUCCUGGGCCAGCUGUCGUCGGGGUCGGCGGGGACGGCGGACGAAGACGUCCAGCUCGCCCUCCUCACGCUCAUCUGUGAGAAGGUGCUCGCGCUGGACCCCACAUUCUUCGUCAACGAACAAGGUUUUAGCCUGCUCAAGACGGCGGUGUUCCGGUGUCACGGGCGGCCGCUGCUGACUCGGUACCUGGUGCAGUGCAUCCGCGUCGUCACCCGCGCUGACGGUUACAAGAGCACCAAGGGGCAGGUCUUCCAUGAGGUGGACGCGCGCGGCGACAACGUGUUGAGCGCGUGCGCGCGCGCGGGGGACACGCACGCCGGCGUGCUGGCGGAGCUGGUGCGCGCGCGCCCCGCCGACACGCCGCUCUUCGACGUGCACCACGUCAACGCUGACGGCUACACGGCGCUGCACAUAGCGUGCAUGGAGCACAGCGAGGCGGCGCCGCAUCUCCACACCGUGCACGUGCUCCUGCAGCACGCGAACGCCGACCUGUGGAAGGGGGAUAUAAAGGGCGGCGACACGGCCGUCCAUGUGGCGGUGAACGCGGCGGGGUGCUCGCUGCCGCUGCUGCUGCUGCUGUUCAGGCCGCUGCCCCGACCGGAGUGGAAGCGCCUGGCGCACGCGCACAACCGCAGUUCGGUGUCGCCGCUCGAGUACGCGCGCUCCGCGAUGAAGUCCGCUUCGCGCCAAAACUACCCCGCCGAGGUCCUCGACUUUCUGAAGAAAUGCCGCUGAAUAUGACAGACUGGUGGCAUAAUGUAUGAUCACACAAACCUUGACAAUGCAAAAUAUUAUAUGUAUACGUAAUAGUGUUAAGUUAUUAUUAACACAACAUUUAUAUCUAGUUUUUUACAGUCACCGACAACACCGUCAUAACAAUUUUAACAUUUACUGGACUAGAUGUGUCUCGAUUUUGCGCGCAAUUUUUAUGCGUCGCUCAUUUUUUAAUGCAUGUUUGUUAAAUAUUUUGGCUAAUUAUCAUGCCAGCUCUUUUAUUUGAAGAAAGAGAUAACAUGACAUUUAAUCAACCAUCAAAUCGAAACUUCACAUCACAUUUUCGCAUAAUAUUCGAUCUCUUUGAAAUAGUUUUAAGAACGCGUCAAACGUAUUACAAUAAUAUUAGUGAAACUCGAAAGUUUUAUGUAAAAUGUAAGGUAAGGCCUUACUUGCACCAGUCUUUGUUAGAACUAAAGGUGAGACUGCACUACGCGACACGACGCGGCGCGACACUUCACUUUCAUAGGACUGACGUUUGUAAAAAGUCCGAUUCACGUUUGUAAAACAUCAGCUCUAUGGAAGUAAAGUGUCAGCUGUGUCACACUCAUAAAGUUAAUAUACCUAGCGGAAUAGAGAAACAAAGGCCUGG
This is a messenger RNA of Aricia agestis (brown argus), 2864 nucleotides long. RefSeq lists its product as uncharacterized. The record is from RefSeq and is a predicted model, not a curated record. Lineage: Eukaryota; Metazoa; Arthropoda; Insecta; Lepidoptera; Lycaenidae. The transcript is spliced from 9 exons. The coding region runs from base 305 to 2233 and encodes 642 amino acids.